Messenger RNA from Eruca vesicaria subsp. sativa (arugula), 345 nucleotides. NCBI's taxonomy places the organism in Eukaryota, Viridiplantae, Streptophyta, Magnoliopsida, Brassicales, Brassicaceae. The record is from the annotation of a GenBank genome assembly.
AUGGCGUUUCUUCUCCCAAAUCUUUCUCCUUCAUUUCUUCUUCAAACGGGAAAAUCCCUCAAAGAGAAACCCAUUUCCACCCAUUCUCUUUCCAUAUCAUCUUCUUCUUCCAGUAACUACGACUUCCAAGAAGAUACUCUCUCUCUGCUUUCUCUUCCCGUCCAAGCUCCUCCUGCUCCAGGUGCUCAGGUUAAGACCAUGCCGAGUGCGCAAGAUAACCACCAGAAACAGGGUAAAGACGAGUUCUACAUCAAUCUCGGUUUAGCUGUGCGUACCCUUCGUGAAGAUUUGCCUUUGCUCUUUACCAAAGAUCUCAAUUACGACAUUUACAGGUCUUCCUUUUGA